CCCAGCUGGCUGUUGUUGUGAUUCGCUCCUUUCUUCUUCAUUCGCAACUUCAAGACACUAUUUUUUGAAAAGGGAAAAUGUCGGGCAUCUUUGACACAAACAACCAGGACUCUGCCCUGUUCAUUGGCGGGUCGCGCAUCUCGGGACAGGAGGUCCGCUCGCAGAAUGUCAUGGCGGCUCUGUCGAUUGCCAACGUGAUCAAGACAUCGCUCGGACCCGUGGGUCUGGACAAGAUGCUGGUGGACGACGUGGGAGACGUGACGAUAUCGAAUGACGGCGCAACGAUCCUGCAGCUGCUGGAGGUGGAGCACCCGGCGGGAAAGAUCCUGGUGAAGCUGGCGCAGCAGCAGGACACCGAGGUGGGCGACGGCACGACAUCGGUGGUGAUCCUGGCGGCAGAGCUCCUGCGGCGCGCAAAUGAGCUGGUCAAGAACCACAUCCACCCGGCGACCAUUAUCACCGGCUACCGUCUGGCGUGCAAGGAGGCAUGCAAGUUCAUUGCCGACCAGAUGGCGCAGAAGGUGGACAAGCUUGGCCGCGAGGCCCUGGUCAAUGUCGCCAUGACAACGCUGUCCAGCAAGAUCCUCGGCACGUACGGCACGUUCUUUGCCGAGAUGACUGUCGACGCGCUGUCGGCCGUGAAGACCACUGAUUUCCGUGGAAAGGCGCGCUACCCGGUCCAGUCGGUCAACGUAUUGAAGGUCAAGGGUGCGAGUGCCCGCGAGAGCCACUACUUCCAGGGCUACGCGCUGUACCGGCCGAUCACCAGCCCGGCGAUGAAGCAGACGCUAAACGAUCCCAAGAUCGCUGUGAUUGACUUUGACCUGACAAAGACACGCCUGAAGAUGGGCGUCAACGUCGUCAUCGACAACCCCGACAACCUCGAGGCGAUCCGCAAGCGCGAGGCCGACAUUUCUGCCGAGCGCGUACGCAUGAUCCUCGGCGCCGGCGUCACGGCCGUAUUCAGCACACGCGGCAUCGACGACAUGUACGUGAAGAUGUUCGCCGAGGCCGGCGCUAUUACUGUCACCCGUGUGCCCAAGGACGAUGCGCGCCGGAUCGCCAAGGGCACUGGCGCCCAGAUCAUCACCACCCUGGCCAACCUCGACGGCGACGAGUCGUUUGAGCCCUCGACUAUCGGCACAGCCGAGCUCAUCGAGCAGAUCCGGCUCUCGGACGAGGACAUUGUUGUCGUGCGUGGUGCCUCGGAGCAGCGUGCGUCCACUGUGAUUCUGCGCGGCGCCAACGACUACAUGCUGGAGGAGAUGGAGCGCAGUCUGCACGACUCGCUGUGCGCUAUCAAGCGCGUGAUGGAGUCGGGUGCCGUUGUGCCUGGCGGCGGUGCCGUCGAGACCGCCCUGGAUGUCUACCUGGAGUCGUUCGCCACCACCCUGGGAUCGCGCGAGCAGCUGGCCAUCGCAGAGUUUGCGAACGCCCUGCUGGCCAUCCCGAAGCAGCUUGCUGUCAACGCCGCCAAGGACUCGAUUGAGCUGAUCGCCAAGCUGCGCGCCUACCAUGCCGCCGCCCAGAACGCGCCUGCCGAUUCCACCCGCAGCCUGCUCAAGUGGUACGGCCUGGACCUGCACGAGGGUAAGCUGCGCGACAACGUCAAGGCUGGCGUGCUGGAGCCCGCCAUGUCCAAGAUCAAGAUGCUCAAGUCUGCGACCGAAGCUGCCAUCAACAUCCUGCGUAUCGACGACAUGAUCAAGCUGGUACCCGAGCAGCAGCCCGAGGACCCGCACGCGCACAUGUAAUUUGUGUCUUCCGCAGAUGCUGGAUACAUUUUAAAACAAAAAAAUCGUAAUCAUCGAGAAGAACCC
Messenger RNA from Linderina pennispora, 1820 nucleotides. RefSeq names its product putative TCP1-component of chaperonin-containing T-complex. The transcript has 2 exons. Gene Ontology annotation, biological process: protein folding. Bases 78 to 1754 code for a protein of 558 amino acids. The record is from RefSeq and is a predicted model, not a curated record. Gene Ontology annotation, molecular function: ATP-dependent protein folding chaperone; ATP hydrolysis activity; ATP binding. Gene Ontology annotation, cellular component: chaperonin-containing T-complex. NCBI's taxonomy places the organism in Eukaryota, Fungi, Kickxellomycota, Kickxellomycetes, Kickxellales, Kickxellaceae.